AUGAACGGCAUGGGUCUGCUCAUCUCCGCGCCCAGGUCGCGUCCGGAACGGCGCAAAAUCUUGGGGUCGAAUCCCAGGAAAUCCAUCCCAUUCAUGCAGGAUACCAGGUUUCUCCAUCAUCAAGUUGUUCUCUCUCUCUCUCACACACACAUGCAUGAUGCGUUUUCGAGGCGCCCGUAA
Colletotrichum orchidophilum is the source of this 180-nucleotide messenger RNA. RefSeq lists its product as uncharacterized. The record is from RefSeq and is a predicted model, not a curated record. Lineage: Eukaryota; Fungi; Ascomycota; Sordariomycetes; Glomerellales; Glomerellaceae. Bases 1 to 180 code for a protein of 59 amino acids. The transcript has a single exon.